GCCCGCGACCAAUCAGGGCGUGGUUGUGAUUUCCAUGGCAGCCGCAGCCGCGCGGCUGAGGGGAGGCGGCGGUGCCGCCGCGGCCGCUCCCGGGGCCGCUCCUCAUCCCGCAGCCUUCCUCAUCCCGCUCCCGGAGCCCUUCCCCGUCCCGCUCCCUGCCCACUGCGAUGGUGCCCGAGCGGAGCCGCGGCGGCGGAGGGGCGGCCGUGCCGCUGCUGCGCGGCUCCGGGCGGGCGCGGGGGCGGCGGCAGCAGCAGCAGCAGCAGCGCAGACCUUAAUUUAUUUGGGAUCGGGAUCCCCAUGGCACGUGAACUAGAGGAUACUUUGGAGUAGGAGGUGUUCUGAUCCUUCCCAAGAUGGUGGGGAAGCUGAAGCAGAACCUGCUGCUGGCGUGCCUGGCCAUCAGCUCGGCGACCGUGUUCUACCUGGGCCAGCACGCCAUGGAGUGCCACCACCGCAUGGAGGAGCGCGGGCAGCCCCCGCGGGGCGACGGCGCCGGGGCCACGCCGGGAACGGCCCCGGGUGGCGGUGCCAACGGGAGCCUGCCCUACAGCAAGGACACGCCGCUGAUCUUCAUCGGGGGCGUGCCCCGCAGCGGCACCACGCUGAUGCGCGCCAUGCUGGACGCGCACCCCGACGUCCGCUGCGGGGAGGAGACCAGGGUGAUCCCCAGGAUCCUGGCCGUCAAGCAGAUGUGGGCCAGGUCCAGCAAGGAGAAAAUCCGCCUGGACGAGGCCGGGGUGACGGAUGAGGUGCUGGAUUCGGCCAUGAGGGCCUUCCUGCUGGAGAUCAUCGUCAAGCACGGCGAGCCCGCUCCCUACCUGUGCAACAAGGAUCCCUUCGCUUUGAAAUCCUUAACUUACCUGGCCAGGAUUUUCCCCAACGCCAAGUUCGUGCUGAUGGUGCGGGAUGGCCGUGCCUCCGUGCACUCCAUGAUCUCCAGGAAGGUCACCAUAGCUGGCUUUGACCUGAACAGCUACAGGGACUGCCUGACCAAGUGGAACCGGGCCAUAGAGACCAUGUACAACCAGUGCAUGGAGGUGGGCUUCCAGAGGUGCAUGCUGGUGCACUAUGAACAGCUGGUGCUGCACCCGGAGAGGUGGAUGAGGACUCUGCUCAAGUUCCUGCACAUCCCCUGGAACCAGGCAGUGCUGCACCAUGAGGAGAUGAUUGGAAAAGCGGGGGGGGUUUCUCUUUCCAAGGUUGAAAGAUCCACUGACCAAGUGAUCAAGCCAGUGAAUGUGGAAGCCCUGUCCAAGUGGGUGGGGAAGAUCCCAGCUGAUGUCCUGCAGGACAUGCCAGUGAUUGCCCCCAUGCUGGCCAAACUGGGCUACGACCCCUAUGCCAACCCCCCCAAUUACGGGAAGCCAGAUCAGAAGGUGGUGGAAAACACGAGGAGGGUCUAUAAAGGUGAAUUUCAGCUUCCUGACUUCCUCAAAGAAGUGCCACAGCCAAAGAAGACAGUAGAAAGGAAGUCUCGUGGCAAGAUAAAAUGAACGUGGAGCAGUGAAGUGGCAUAGCUGUAGUACUGAACCUAUGGAAUAGAAGAUAAAAUGGACAUUUCUUGCACAGAAGAAGAUCAGCUGCUGCCUUUUCCAUGGGAAUGAUCUCUCAGGCCUGUCCCCCUGGCAUCAGAGGAGUGCUGCUCAUGGCCUGCCCUCUUCAGAAUGUUCUCUCCUCUUUCUUUCAUCUGUUUUUGUUCCAAAUGUUGCUGUUGUGAGCGCAUGUAAACCUGUUAAAAAACAAAAAAAAAUCACUAAUGUUAAUGUAGAACUGCAUUACAUUCGCACAACUAUUUUUCUUAAGGUUUUAAAAAAUGCAAAAGCAAUGCCUGUCUCUGAAAUUGCUCCUCUGUUUUAAUUACAGGGCUCCAUCUUCAGAUUUUUGUUUCUUGUAGCAGUUUGGUUUUAAAUGUACAAAGCUUUCAAGAGUGGUCUGUGCUUGUCCUGAAAGAUUCUUGGUGGAAAAGUUGUUUGUUUUAUUCACAUGUGAAAAAUGUUAAAUAUCUUUUAUUUAAAAAGAAAAAAAAAGUUGAUAAAUUACAUGUACAAUUACAAUUCAAUGAUCUUUUGUAUUUUAUUUUUCAAAAUAAAUGCUUUAAAUGUGA
Messenger RNA from Motacilla alba alba, 2107 nucleotides. RefSeq names its product tyrosylprotein sulfotransferase 1 (gene TPST1). NCBI's taxonomy places the organism in Eukaryota, Metazoa, Chordata, Aves, Passeriformes, Motacillidae. Bases 357 to 1496 code for a protein of 379 amino acids. The record is from RefSeq and is a predicted model, not a curated record. Gene Ontology annotation, molecular function: protein-tyrosine sulfotransferase activity. The transcript has 7 exons. Gene Ontology annotation, cellular component: Golgi apparatus. Gene Ontology annotation, biological process: peptidyl-tyrosine sulfation.